UAGUCGGCAAUUUAGGCAUGGCAGGCGACGGUGAAGAGCACUACACGGUGCUGGGGCUGCCUUCAGGGGAGUUAGGGUUGCGGGUGUCGUCGUCGGAGAUCCGCCGCGCUUACAAACGCAAGGCAUUCGAGCUGCACCCGGACAAGAGGCCCGGCGACGAGAAUGCAAAGCAAAAGUUCCAGAAACUGCAAUCCUCCUACGAGGUUCUCAAGGACGACACAUCUCGCAAGUUGUAUGAUGAUCGCCUUCGGCUCAAGAUCCUUCUGAAAUCCAAGCAGCGCCGGGAACGAGCUUCAGAUCAUGAUCAUCAUCGUUCCGAGCGAAAGAAGCAGAAGCAGAAGCAGCAGCAGCAGCAGCAGGACGACCUAGCUGAAGAGAUUCGGGAGCAAGCAAAGCGGCGGAGUUGGGAGCAAGAACAGCAACGCUUAGCUACAGAGUUCUCGGAGAAGAUCGCGAGGAACGUGCGCUUGCUGGCCGAGCACCAAAAGAAGCGAGCGUUCGAAAACUACCAAUUCCGGCGCAGAAUGGAACUUGAGGACCCGUUCUUCAUGCCUUACCAAUGGUUUUAAACAACGUUGUUGAGUCACAUUUUGGUGGCGGCACCGUGACUACCAAUUGACGCAAUCAAAACGCGUGUAUGCAAAUUAUCGAUCCAGUAAUUAAGAUAAGUAAAGUUAUCGUAAAAGCAAGUGUCUUUGUCAUCCAAACAAAGAGUACUGGGAGAAAACAAACUUGCUGAGGGAUUAUGUGCAGUGCUGCAUGGCCAAAUCUGUAGAACAAAACUCUUUCAGCAGGCUAAAGUUAGCAUUCCACAGAAUGAAUGAACAAUUCCAAAAGCAUACGUGUUCUCAUCCAUGUUUUUACGACUUGAAUUGAAUUAUUUGCCUUCGAUUAGAAGCUAUGGAGUCUUGAUGUAAAGUGUAGUGUCCUUAAGUACAAUGAAAUUGACUCUCUUAUCCCCGUGAACUAACUAACACACAUUAUGUUAGUGACCCACGUAAAUUUAUGUCUUCUUCACUUUCUUGCAUUGUCGAUUGUAUCCAGAUGCGCUCUUAAUAAUUCAUCAUUCCAGCUUGCUUUUAUCGAUUAUUAGCUUCUUUUCAAACUAAUCCUCGGUAAAACAAUAAAUCUAAAUGGAAGUUAGAAAGAAACCUAAAAUGUGACAUUUUUUGAAACUAUAAGACACGUAUGAGCGUAUAGUAUUUAUUUAGAAUUGCUAUAACUAGUUCCAAUUCCGUAGAAUUCAAAAUUUAGAAUUGAAAAUGAAUUAUUUUAAAUACCAAACAGAAAAAAAAUUCAUUUCAAAAUGAAUUCCUAAAAAACUUAUGGAAUUCAUUUAUACCAAUCAGUAUUAAAAGUAAAUAUUCAACAUCAUCAAAAAAUAAAAGCUUGAAUUGCUAAACUACUAAAUAGUUCAUCCAUACUCUCUUUUUUUAUCGGAACCCGCUAGAGUUUUAUUUAUCAGCGUUUGUCGUUACAUCAUCCAACAUCAGUUGAUCAACAAGAAAAACCGGCGGUCUGUCCAUCCAAACAAUACUCUCAUCCCAUCUAGUUUUCGAAUGAGCCAUGAUGUGGGCUGCCUUGUUUGCUUCACUGUAGAUGUGCUUCCAUCCAGUUUCGUCCAUCUCCGAGAGUUUCCUGCGAAUAUUUCUGCAUAACGCGCCCUCCUCCGUUCACACCUGUUCCGCCUUCUGCAUCAGCACUUGGCUGUCGGACUCUAGGAUUGGUCGUUCGAGCUGCAACUGCCAGGCUAACUGCACUCCUAGAUCAGCAGUAGCAGCCUCUGCCUGUAACCAUAGCAGUCAAAAUCGCACUUUAAAGCAUAUCUUUCUACCUAUUUAUACGAAGCUGUUGGUUAGUUGAUUGCUUUUGGUCACCCUUUCCAGCUUUCCUGGAUGGACUAAUCCACUAAAUUCUCAUCAGGGAUGACAAAAAAAAUAUCCAUAUUUGACUAUCUAUCUAAACUCAUCUUAAUACCGCUCAGAUUAGAUUUGGGCAAUUUUGUUUUGAAGAAGACCAUAAUCAACUUUUUAGUUUAACUCCAAAUUACACAUAUGUAUUGGUUACUCAAGAAAGUGAAUACCUAAUUCUAAUACAAUUUUUGUUAGGGU
Linum trigynum is the source of this 2111-nucleotide messenger RNA. The record is from the annotation of a GenBank genome assembly. Lineage: Eukaryota; Viridiplantae; Streptophyta; Magnoliopsida; Malpighiales; Linaceae.